Messenger RNA from Quercus robur (English oak), 1287 nucleotides. Its product is annotated as F-box/kelch-repeat protein At3g23880-like. The coding region runs from base 1 to 1287 and encodes 428 amino acids. The record is from RefSeq and is a predicted model, not a curated record. Gene Ontology annotation, molecular function: protein binding. NCBI's taxonomy places the organism in Eukaryota, Viridiplantae, Streptophyta, Magnoliopsida, Fagales, Fagaceae. The transcript has a single exon.
AUGUCCAGUUCAAUGUUGAACAAUCUUCCUGAAGAUGUAUUAAUGGACAUAUUUGCCAGAUUACCCGUCAAGUCACUCUUGCAAUUCAAGUGCGUUUGCAAAUCAUGGUGUAAUCUUAUCAAAGAACCCAUCUUCAUCACCAAGCAUGUUAACCAAUCUGCUCUUAGCAACAAUGGCUAUCUUGCUGUCACGCGCCAAGGCAGUACUUUUGGUGGUAAUUGUUCAAUAUCCUUGAUCUCUUAUGAAACUUUUCGUGAAGUCAUUAGGAUAACUAUUCCAUCUAAGGAAUAUGGUAAGGCACCUUUCAGAAUUGUAGGUUCAUGCAAUGGCAUUUUGUGCCUAAAUGUUUCAGAAAUUGGAGACACAAAUUUUUUAUUUAAUCCUGCCACUAGUGAAUUCAAGGAGCUCCCAAAACCCAAUUAUCCAAUACAUGAACUUAAAGAAGAUACAAUUUCUGACUUCAUUGGUCUUGGAUUUGGUUAUGAACCAGAAAGUAAUGACUACAAAUUAGUUAGAAUUUCUUAUUCUAAAAGGUUGGAAAAUCAAUUUUAUUCUGGAGUUGAUGUGUACUCAUUGAGUACUAAUUCUUGGAGAAGAAAGAAUAGGCUUGUGCUUGGAACUGUUCUGGUGAAUUCGUUUUCCAAAGCGUUUAUUAACGGUGCUCUACAUUGGAGGGGUGUAACAUUGAAAAGAGGGGACGUUCGUUGUCAUAUAAUAUCAUUCGAUGUAGGAAGUGAAGUGACUCGUUACAUAAAGUUACCAUAUAAAAUUGACUUGGCUAAAGAAGAAUGGUGGCCUUUUGUUAGGAAUGGAUCGCUUGCUAUGGUUAUUAGAUCAAAAACUCAUGAAGAGCAUCAUUAUAUAUUUAACAUAUGGGUAAUGAAUGAAUAUGGGGUCAAGAAGUCUUGGACCAAACAAUUAACCGUUGGACCUCUAUUUGUCCUUAAAUUGGUGGAAUGUGGCAUGAAUGAAGAGCUCCUCUUUGCGACUCACUCAACCAUGUACCUUUAUGAUCUACAACGGAUAAAACCUCCUCAUGAUGAUAUUUUAGAGGCUGAUAUUAUUGGAAAUAAUUUUGUACCUUGGGUUGAGGUGGUUAAUCACAUUGAGAGCCUAGUUACAAUUGAAGGAACAAAAGUCUACGCCAAAAGAGUGCGUAAAUACUCUUGGUUUGGGAAAUACUUUAUUUUCUUUCAACUUCUUUUUGGGCUAGUUGUUAUGGUUGCUUAUGUUGUUAUCCUUCCUAAGUUAAUUCAUUUCUUCUAUCCAACAAAUGUAAGCGAAUAA